Saccostrea echinata is the source of this 2213-nucleotide messenger RNA. RefSeq names its product probable deoxyhypusine synthase. Gene Ontology annotation, molecular function: deoxyhypusine synthase activity. The transcript is spliced from 9 exons. Lineage: Eukaryota; Metazoa; Mollusca; Bivalvia; Ostreida; Ostreidae. Bases 74 to 1213 code for a protein of 379 amino acids. Gene Ontology annotation, biological process: peptidyl-hypusine biosynthetic process. Gene Ontology annotation, cellular component: cytoplasm. The record is from RefSeq and is a predicted model, not a curated record.
AUUGCACCAUUAGCAGUUGUAAUUCUUUUUCUAAAAGCUUCAACAAAUUUAUUGCACAGAAGAAAGAACCCUGAUGAACUCAGAGACCGAGGAAAAAAACCCAAGUCAUAUUCAUGCUGUAAUGGAUGAACAACCUCCAAAGUUGGCCACUGAUGCAGUGCUUGUCAAGAGUGAGAAAAUUCCAGAAGAAGUGGGUACGGUGAAGGGGUAUGACUUCAAUGAUGGGGUCAACUACCACAAGUUAUUACAGUCCUACACCAGGUCAGGAUUCCAGGCUACCAACUUUGGCAAGGCAGUAGAGCAGAUAAAUAAAAUGAUUGACUGCAAGCUGACCCCAUUACCAAAAGAAAAGUUGGAUGAGGUGAACUUGAACCCAUGCAACAGAGAGAAGUCUAACUGUACCAUCUUCCUGGGCUACACAUCUAACCUGAUCUCAUCUGGUGUCAGAGAAACCUUCAGAUACCUAGCACAACAUAAUAUGAUUGACUGUAUAGUGUCCACAGCUGGUGGAAUUGAGGAGGACUUUAUCAAAUGUCUGGCUCCUACCUAUCUCGGGGACUUUUCCUUAAAAGGAAGUGACCUUCGCGAGCGUGGGAUAAACAGGAUCGGGAACCUACUGGUACCCAAUGAGAACUACUGUCUAUUUGAGGACUGGCUGAUGCCUAUUCUUGACAAAAUGUUGGAGGAGCAGAAAAACGAGAAUGUGGUGUGGACGCCCAGCAAGAUGAUAGCUAGAUUAGGAAAGGAGAUCGACAACCCAGACUCUGUGUAUUACUGGGCUUAUAAGAACAACAUUCCCGUAUUUUGUCCAGCUCUAACAGAUGGAUCUAUUGGAGACAUGAUUUACUUCCAUUCUUUUAAAAACCCAGGACUGAUGCUGGACAUUGUUGAAGACAUUCGACGGGUAAACAGUCAGGCUGUGUAUGCUGUCAACACAGGAAUGAUUAUACUGGGGGGUGGAGUCAUCAAGCAUCACAUCUGUAAUGCCAACCUUAUGCGAAAUGGUGCAGAUUUUAGUGUGUUUGUAAACACUGCUGCAGAGUUUGAUGGAAGCGAUGCUGGAGCAAGUCCUGAUGAAGCCGUGUCCUGGGGGAAAAUCAAGAAAACAGCCAAACCUGUAAAAGUUUAUGGCGAGGCUACAUUGAUUUUCCCUCUGUUGGUGGCAGAAACUUUUGCCAGGAGAGAAAAGGAGAUCACAUCACAGAAAGAAUAAGACCAAAAAGUAGUACAUCUGAGAAUUCGUUUCACUUGUCAACAUGGCUGUGUUCAGACAGUUUUUCUGAACUUGGUGAUAGUAUUGAGUAAAAGUGGUGAAUCAAAGGAAUCAUGGAAGCAUGUAUGGCUUAUAAUACUGAAUUUAAAGAGGGAUCAAUGAAAUCCACAUUGUCUCUUCUCAUUUUUAGGGAAAUGUCAAAAAAAAAAACUGAGAGUACUUUCACAUACUUCAACAAUGACUGAAGAUCUGCUUCUAUUAACCCACAGUGAUAACUACAUUUGGUCCCAUGGGAGACGGAAUCGAGAACUUUUGGAUUAUCUUGGUCUCAAUCUUAAGUCAUGCUUACUAUAAAAUAACAUGGCUUCUUUUGAUGAAAAGUUCCAUGGACCAUUGGAACAUCUUCCCUAUAGAAGCAAGGAGUAAGAGUGUUAUGACAGUGCUAAUAGCCAUAUACCUGUACAAAAAGAUGAUUUACCACCCAUAUUAUGCUAUGUUUUGUAUUAAAUUUUUGGUCACCAGAGUCAUUUAUGUUAUCUAUUACUAUCUGUUUUUGUCCGUCAUUGUCCAUUGGUCGUAAACUUUUGAACAUUUUCAGCUUCUUCUCUGAAACCAAUUUCAACCAAUUUUGGUAUGUAGCAGGUAUGGAUAAAGGGAAACAAAAAUUGUGACUUUCAUGGUCCCUUGAUUGCCCUAUUUCUCUUGUGUUUGAGCAACAUAUCUAUAAAAAUGUUGCUUUAUAAUUAAUUUGCCAUUUUGUGGAUCCUUAACAGGAUUGUAUUAUGCUCUGGUGACCAUUAAGGCCCUUGGGCCUGUUGUUUCAUAUACAUGUAGUCAUUUGUGUAUGAUCUUGAUGUUAUGAAAAUGCAGAAUUAUUUUUGUUAUAUUUAUGACUUUUUAACCUUGCAGUGUGAUAUUUUUAUUUUUUUUUAAUCAGUACAUACGUGUACUCAUUUAAGAUUUUGUUACAAGAAUCCUAUUAAAGUUUUCAGUUUUUAAA